This is a messenger RNA of Blepharisma stoltei, 255 nucleotides long. The record is from the annotation of a GenBank genome assembly. NCBI's taxonomy places the organism in Eukaryota, Ciliophora, Heterotrichea, Heterotrichida, Blepharismidae.
AUGAUUAUUUCUAAGCAAAAAUGUGUAUUAUUAAGAACACAUAAAUUUUCAUUAAUUCAAGAUUUAAUAAUUAAAUUCGACGAAUUGGAUCCACCUUCUUUUAGUCAGAGAUCAACUCAACUGGGCAUAGGGGACAUAACUUCACUUGGCAUUUUAACCAUUCUGAAUAUUUCAGAAGAUGUUAACCUCUUAAUGGUCAAAAAUAACGUUUUUGUGACAACAAAAGAUUAUAUGUGAAAAACUUGAAACAGAUAA